This is a messenger RNA of Cylindrotheca closterium, 1216 nucleotides long. The record is from the annotation of a GenBank genome assembly. NCBI's taxonomy places the organism in Eukaryota, Bacillariophyta, Bacillariophyceae, Bacillariales, Bacillariaceae.
UCAGACCAAAUGGUGUUGGACGAAGCUCCAGACAAGGCUGGCCCUACAAACGGGGCAAAUAGCGUAUCGGUUGAGCCCAAAGUAGAGCCAACAGUGAAUUCAGAAGCAUCAAACGUUUUUAAAAAUACCAAAAACGAUGCAAACGCAGAACAAUCAGUGCAAAAGACAAAUGAGCAAUCACCGCCACAGGUGGAUCAAGAACUGAAGCAGAGUACUUCAAUACGGACAGGACCAGAGAAUGAUAAUUCAGUAGUCAAGAAACCAUCCAUUGAUAUUAUUAAUGUGGACACUGUGGAAAAGGAUACGCCAAUCCGUACCGUAUCAGAGACAGAUAAUUCAGUCAAGGAAUCAUCAGCAUCCCAAGAUAUAAACAAGGACGCACCUCUGCAGACAAUAGCGGAGAAAGCGGUUGAGACUUCAGUGGAUAGCCAUAUCCAGAAUGAUGCUGCUCCAGCAGUACAGCCACCUUCCGACACACCAGGCACUGCUCCAAUGAAGAAGUCCGCCGAAGAGACCCCCAUUGACAAUGCGACAAAGGAUACGCCGAAUAUUCAGACAACAACAGUACAGCCACCAGCCGACACACCAGGUGCUACUCCAAUGAAGAAGUCCGCCGAAGAGACUCCAAUUGACAAUGCGACAAAAGAUACCCCGAGUAUUCAGACAACAUCAGCACAGCCACCAUCCGACACACCAGGCACUGCUCCAAUGAAGCAGUCCGCCGAAGAGACUCCAAUUGACAAUGCGACAAAGGAUACGCCGAAUAUUCAGACAGCAACAGUACAGCUACCAUCCGACACACCAGGCACUGCUCCAAUGAAGCAGUCCGCCGAAGAGACUCCAAUUGACAUUGCGACAAAGAGUACGCCGAGUAUUCAGGCAAAAUCGUCAGGGGCAGAUACUGCAGUUAUUAAGGAAUCUCAGGAUGUACAAGUCGACAGUGAAAAUAAGGAUGACACUCCAAUGGAAGCAGCAGGCUCUGAGGGAGAUACUUCACUUAAGGAACCUCAGGUGACUCUGGCCGACGACGAGAAAAAAGAUGCACCGAUGCAGACGGCAGCAGAAUUAGAGGCGCCAGAUAAUUCAGUCAAGGAAGAAUCUGCAUCUGGCAAUAAUACCGAGGUUAAUAAUGUGAAAAAUGUCACUGCGAUGCCAAAUUCUCCACCAGGGACAGAACAUUCAGUCAAGGAAGAAUCAUCAUUACAAACUGCAAAGU